CAAAACAAAAACCAAACGCAACCCUGAAUUUUAGUACGCAACUCAAAUGGCGCAAGUUUUCAUGCGCACUGAAUUCCCGUUUUCCCUGGUCGAUCGCGGUUUUUCACUUAGUUUUCCAGCUGAUCGCGCAUUCCACAGCCGUGUCGCCCUGCCGUACUGUGUGUCAUGUUCGAAACUGUUGAAGCGUAGUGAAUUUGGCCGCGUUUGUGAUCUUGUGUAGUUUACCAGUUUAGAUAGUGCAAGUGAAAAUGUUUUCAGGACUCACGAAUCAGGUCAGCUCGUGGAUGGGAGCCGCGAAGGGCGAGCCUCAAGAUGAGGAAGUGCCCACUCCCACCAAGGAGGCCGGGGAGCCUUCCGUCGAAGGCGAAAAACAAAGCCCAACAAAAGGGGCAAGCAAGUUGGAGCUGCUGAACAACGCAAAGUCACAGAUCACUGGCUGGCUGGGCUCCGGGAUCCCCAUUCCAGGGCUGAGGAAAAACGAGGCCGCCCCUGCAGAUGCUGCUGAAGCCGCCCCCGCCGAGCCGGCCGAGCCAACUGAGCCCAAGCCCGAGCCGAAGGAUGAUGAUGAUAACUCUAGGUACACUAGCGCGACGGGCGGCGCGGACAGCCGGCCGGGCUCCACGGGCGGCACGCCCACGGACGAGCAGCCCGCCGCCGUCGGAGGGAACGCCGCUCGCAGUAAAAAGAUGUUCGGAGUCGAUGCUAGCGAUGUGCCAGACAUGCAAGAGCUGACCACUAAGGCCGUGGCUGGGGCCAAGUCUCUGGGCAACUUCCUGUACUCGGCCGUCAACAAGGCCGGGGCGAAGGUCAGCGAGGCCAGCGCCAAGAUCAAGGAGACCGUCGAGAAGAACAGCAUCCUGGGCGAGUUCAACCGCGAGCAGGACGCGUUCAUCAAGGGGCAGGAGGGGCGCGCGGGGGACGCCACCGCGCCCUGGGUCGGAGCCCCCAACGAGGCGGCGCUGAAGGAGGAGUGCCUGUCGCUGUCUACUGACCGGCGGAACUUCGUGCGCGCGCCGCCAGCUGGUGUCGAGUUCGACUUCGACUACGACAAGAUGUACCCCACGGCCGUCGCCAUCAUGGCCGAGGACCCCAACCUGGAGAAGAUGCGCUUCGAUCUCGUGCCCAAAGUCAUCACAGAGGAGAACUUCUGGCGGAACUAUUUCUACCGCCUGUCUCUCAUCUGCCAGGCCAACGAGGCGGACGCCGCCGCCGCGCGCCAGCCGAGCACCGACGAACAGGAUCCAGAGUCACGUUUGACAGGGGAUAAAUUGGCAAGCGAAACGCUCAUAGGCAAAGAGAAAGCUUCGCAAGAAUCAAUAGAUGAUGUCAAGAAAAGGAUUAAGUCCUUAAAAGUCGAUGGAGACAACGAUGAUGCCUAAGCGACACGAUUGGACAUUGGAAGGCAACUGCAAUCACUUAAUAUUAUUAAACUAUAACACCAUUACACGAUUUUGCCCACUAUUCAUUAAGGUUUACAUUCAUUUAAUGAAAACAAUAAAAUAUAAUAAAGUUGAUUACCAUAAGGUGGAUAGUGCACAAAAUCGAAAAUAUUCACUAGUUGAUAUUAACGAAGCUUAUGUAUGGAAGUGGAAAUAUAUUUUGCAAAGUUAGGAUCCUAUUCAUGGAAUAAAAUAUAUCAAAUGUUCCUUGUAAAAAUGCCACUCUGGAUGUAGUUAGUGGUUACUUUCAGAUCCCUAGGAGAGAAUUAACGCACAUAUAAGUGUUUUUUAUUAAAAUUAAAUAGUUUAACUGAAAUUAAAAAUUAUAAAGUCUUAACAUUAUAUCAAAGGCCUAGCCACAAAAUAGUUUAAAUGCCACUAAGAGGACGAUAACUUACAUACAUCGAUGAUGUUUUAAUGUUUUCAACUGGCAUUAUUACAUGGAACUAUGUCACCACUGUUAAUCCCUUCACAUAUUUUAUGUAUAAUUUGUAAAACUCUAUCAAUGUUUGCAAAGUGUUUUUUUAAACGUUUAUAAAAUGUUUAUCACUCUUCAUAUCUCAUAAUUGUUGUUGCAUAUGUAUGGUAUAGAUGAAUGUUAAAUGACAAUAUAUGGCUUCUCUAUCCCUUCACUGGAGGAUUAAAUAUGGAUUGUAUAUAUUAUUGUAUCUUUAUAUAUGACCUAUUGUCUGUCACUACUAGUCUCUGGACUGUACUUCAGUAGCGUUGUUUAUUAAAAAAAAACAAUCUUGGUAUAGUAUUUUUCCUCUACGACAUUAACGUUUGGUCCUCAGCCAUUGAAGUAAAGUCCACGACACGAAUUGUAUACUUAUAAUCUCGAUAAAAAAUCUCAAUGGAAACUGUAUUAAUGUCUACUGAAUGUUACGUAUAUGUCUAAGUAUUGAUUAAUUAUUAUCUAUUAAGAAGUUAUAGUGACGUCAUCAUUCAGUUUAAUAUUCAGCUCAGUAGUAGUGAUAAUAUUAAGCGUUUCUUGCGUGGGUUUUGACAUUGCUACUUGAUUAUUCUUAUAACAGCUUGAUUAUUCUGGCUUGACGUUUUGUUUUGCUUUAAAUUUUAUUUUUAUCUAUACUAUCUGCUUCCAAACCUAUUGUUUUAUCUAUUUCUAAUACUUUGGCUUCUAUGUUUCUCAAAGUUGGUUUCAUUCCACAUGUGUGUAGCAAUGUUGAAACUUAUCUGUUGUACAUAAAACUGUGUUGUCAGAAAUGUUUUCCUCAGGCUGAUUGGUUAUUUUUUGAUAUAAAUGAUAAAGAAUGUUAAACAUAAAUGUUUGAAUCCGUUCCUAAAUAAAAUCAUGAAUGAUGAACAAAAUUUAAGCCGCGACAUAUCACUUAUGGGUGAAAAGUCAAUUAAACGAUAUCCCUUUUAAAAACGUCUAUCACAUCUUAUAACCUGGCAACACAAACAUUUUCUUCCUGUUUAGUUUUGUAAUAAUUUACUCAAUUAGAUUAGGUGUUAUAUUUCCGAAGGAGGAAUACCUUGUUAAAAAUAAAAUGUGUAGCGUUACAAUAAAUUAGAAAACGUUAACGCAUUAUGAACGUAAAUGUUUAAAGAACUUGAUAAAGUGAUAUUAAUGUUGGCCUACAGUUUGUUGAAAUUAUGAAUCUCUACAUUUAAUUAUAUGACGUAGAAUGAAAAUUAAAACAGAUGAAGAGCAGGGAAGGAUAUAAAAGAAAAUGCUGGAAGAAAACACGAUAAUGGUAAUUAAUGUUUGUGAUUAUUGAAGAAGAAAAUGUGCGAUAACCUGUAAAUCUUUUCAGGUCACAACUUCAAAAUGUAGAGAUUCAUAUCAUAAACUAACUCUAAUGUUGCUUCUUUAAAUCCUCAAAUUUCCAAACACUUCAUUAUUUCUCGUAGCUUCAGGAUAAAAAUGUUAUUUGUAGCAAUAAUUUAUAGUGUGAUCAACUUCGGCCAGCCACUUGCCACUGUAAGAUAUCUGUUUGGUGUCCACUUAAAAUAUACUCGUAUAUAAUAAAAGUAUAAUAUAGUUCUGAAAAAAUAUGUGUCUUUAAACGGAAAAUAACUAUUCGUAGAAGUAGAAAGUAAAUUUGUGAUGUAUUGGAUUGCGAAGUCAUCGGUGUAAUGGAUGUGGGAUUGUUCGAGGAUGGUUUUCUAACUUACGGUAGUUACCACGUUAAUCAUCAUCAUAAACAUAUUUAAUGUGUCUACUUCUAUAAUAUAUUUUGGCUAAGCUGUGUGUCAUGAAUUGUCUAAUGUAUCCCAAUUAAAAUUAUUACUAACAAAUUAACAGACUUCAAACAAUUUUGUCUUCUUCAAGUAAUAGUCGUCGAUAUAGCACAAUGCAUAAUGAAAUAGGUGGGUAGAAUUGCUACAAAGAAAAAUCUAUUUGAUUCUGAAUACAUUUACUAAAGCUGGCAAGACUAUAUCU
Plutella xylostella (diamondback moth) is the source of this 3846-nucleotide messenger RNA. RefSeq names its product Synapse-associated protein 47kD (gene Sap47). The record is from RefSeq and is a predicted model, not a curated record. Gene Ontology annotation, cellular component: cytoplasm; Golgi apparatus; synapse. Lineage: Eukaryota; Metazoa; Arthropoda; Insecta; Lepidoptera; Plutellidae. Gene Ontology annotation, biological process: regulation of short-term neuronal synaptic plasticity; TORC2 signaling.